AUGGCAGUAGUUAUUAAACCUCAUCGCUUAAAGUUAAACUUAUUACCGUCCUUAGGUCUUAAUCCGCUCUCAGUGGCUAAAUUUUUCUAUGAAAGGGGGAUAGAAACUAAUUCCACGAUGCAAGACUUGCUUUAUCUUUCUUAUUUAGAAGGAACUUAUCAAGGACUAUUUGACAAGUAUCCAAACAUAAUCAACAAGCAAGUCAGCCAACAUUUAGAAAACAUUUAUCGGCAAUAUAAAAAACACGAAGCAAAAAAAAGAGAAUUAACUUUUGCCGAAAAAGCCAAAGAUCGAGCUUGGAAAAUAACUCAACUGGUGCCGAAAACUUUUUUUGAUUUUAGUGAGAUGAUAAUUGGUUGUCUUCAUCAGGAUGGUUUCACUAAUGCUGUUAAAAGAAACCAAUUUAAAGCAAUAUUAGCCGAAUUAUUGACUGCUCUCGAACUCUUUAGUACUCAUGAUUUUGAAGAAAAAGUCGCAGAAAUCGACAAUUGUCAUCAAGUUAAAGCCGAGUAUAUGAAAACUCGAAUUGGCGAACUGCUCGGUUGA
Molecule: messenger RNA, 546 nt
Organism: Entrophospora sp. SA101
Lineage: Eukaryota; Fungi; Glomeromycota; Glomeromycetes; Entrophosporales; Entrophosporaceae
Source: the annotation of a GenBank genome assembly